UUUAUGAUGCAUACGUAUCAGCCUUCGGUAGCAAUGAAAUGUGAUCGCGGAAUGACAAAUAAAUGUACUAUAUAAAUGUAGCAUGCGUGAUGUAGUGAGUGCCACGAAAGGGUUAAUUUGAUUUCCCAUCCACGGUGUGGUGUACGGAGGUUAGUUAUUGUGGUGCAGAGCCUCUGGACGGCGCGCUGCUGCUCACAAACGCCAACUUCUUUACUUGCUCAUUCACCACUAAACAAAAACAAUGGCGGAGCUAAGGAAGCGUACCGACUUAGAAUUUGACGGUACCCGGUCGUAGAAGCAAUUGAGCGGGAAGAAUUAGCCCAUGGACGGGCAACAGUCAUAUCACGAAAUGGAAAAUCCGACCGAAAACCCCAGCAAGGCGGCGGAAUACCUGAAAGAGCUGAAUAAAAUAAUCGAAACACAACAGGAGUUGUUAGAGACGCAAAAGAUUCGGAUUGAGGAGCUUGAGCAGCAAGUCACCGAUCUUUGCAAAGAAAAUACUUGUUUGAAGGACCAGCACCAGAGACACCUGGCCACCUGCAGACUGCAACAGAGUAACAGCCACCCCACGCUGGGAGCGAUAAAAGAAAAUGUUAUACAGGAAAAGUCGGAGAGUGAAGGCUCCAGGAGUGUCAGACGGCACGCGUCUUUGCCCAUCGACGUCACGGCUAGCCCUGUCCACUUUAUGCCCCGGCCGUGCAGAAGAAGUUACCCCAGUCGCAAAUGGAAGUCGGCAUCGUUUGGUGUGGAAGCCGAUGCCCAGGGAGGUGAGGUGGGCCCGUCUCUGGAGAGCAGUGGUUCCGGCUACGCCUGUGGUCCCGUGACGCACGGUGCGCUGGUCAGCAGCACCAGUGCCCUCAGCGACCGCUUCGAGGCGCCCAUCUACGCCCACAUCCUGCCCGGCCAGCAACGGUCGCGGCGGCCCAAGCUCCAGCACUCGCAGUCCAUCCUGCGCAAACAGGCCGAGGAGGAGGCUAUCAAACGCUCGCGCUCGCUCUCCGAGAGCUAUGAGCUCUCCACCGACCUCCAGGAUAAACAGGUGGAGAUGCUAGAGCGUAAAUAUGGGGGACGUUUCAUAACCCGCCAUGCUGCACGCACCAUACAGACAGCCUUCCGCCAGUAUCAGAUGAACAAGAACUUCGAGCGUCUCCGGAGCUCGAUGUCAGAGAACCGCAUGUCCCGGCGCAUCGUUCUGUCCAACAUGAGGAUGCAGUUCUCCUUCGAGGGGCCCGAGAAAGUGCACAGCUCCUACUUCGAGGGCAAGCAGGUGUCGCUGACCGACGACGGCAGCGGGAGCGGCAAGCUAGGCGCUCUGGUGCAGUCCGAGUGCCGCGACAUGGUGCCGGCCAACAUAAAGUCGCCAUCGUCCGGCGCACAGGCCGACUUUAGCGACGCCAUCACCGAGCUGGAGGACGCCUUCUCGAGGCAGGUCAAGUCACUGGCCGAGUCUAUUGACGACGCGCUCAACUGCCGCAGCCUCCACGGUGAUGACUCGCAGCCCGAGUCCGUACGGGGGCACCCGGAUUUAGACCGAGGUCACUCAGAGGUGGUGGCCUACCAGAGCAAGCCGCUGACGCGCAGCACCAGCUCGGACCACAAGCUGGACGAGAUGACGGCGUCCUACAGCGACGUGACGCUCUACAUCGACGAGGAGGAGCUGUCGCCGCCGCUGCCGCUCUCGCACACCGUGCACACCGCGGCCAUCGAGCGGCCAUCCAGCACGGAGUCGGACCUGCGGCUGCGCUCGUACAACUCCUCGUCGCAGGAGUACUGGUCGCUCGUGCACAAGGAGGACAAGGGCGGCGGCGGGGGGGAGACGGACACCAGCUGCCGCAGCACGCCGUCGCUGGAGUGCCAGGAGCAGCGGCUGCGCGUGGACCACCUGCCGCUGCUGACCAUCGAGCCGCCCAGCGACAGCUCCGUGGAUCUCAGCGACCGCUCCGACCGGAGCUCGCUUAAGCGGCAGAACGCGUACGAGCGCGGCGGGCCCAGCCAGCAGAGCAGCCCCAAGCACGUCUCGCACCCGGGUUCGCACCCGUCCCACCACCGCGACCUGCCCCCCAGGGGCCCGUCGCGGGAUGAUGACAUCAUCAUCGGUGGACCCCAGCCGCCCAUGCCUCGGCAUCGCCCUCGCCAGCUGGAAAGCCACCUGGCCAUCAACGGCACGGCCCACCGGCAGAGCAAGUCUGAGUCGGACUUCUCGGACGGCGACAACGACAGCAUCAACAGCACGUCCAACUCCAAUGACACCAUCAACUGCAGCUCGGAGUCGUCGUCACGCGACAGCCUGCGUGAGCAGACGCUCAGCAAGCAGACUUACCACAAGGAGACGCGCAACAGCUGGGACUCGCCCGCCUUCAGCAACGACAUCAUCCGCAAGCGCCACUACCGCAUCGGCCUCAACCUUUUCAACAAGAAACCGGAGAAAGGUAUACAGUACCUGAUAGAGAGGGGGUUUGUUCCUGACACACCGGUGGGUGUGGCUCACUUCCUGCUGCAGAGGAAGGGGUUGAGCCGACAGAUGAUUGGCGAGUUCCUUGGCAACCGGCAGAAGCAGUUCAACCGAGAUGUCCUAGACUGUGUGGUUGAUGAGAUGGACUUCUCAGCUAUGGAGUUGGACGAAGCCUUACGGAAGUUCCAGGCCCACAUCAGAGUUCAGGGGGAGGCCCAGAAAGUGGAGAGGCUCAUAGAGGCUUACAGCCAGCGGUACUGCAUCUGCAACCCCGGUGUGGUGCGUCAGUUCCGCAACCCCGACACCAUCUUCAUCCUUGCCUUCGCCAUCAUCCUUCUCAACACGGACAUGUACAGCCCCAACGUCAAGCCUGAGAGGAAGAUGAAACUGGAGGACUUUGUCAAGAACCUCAGAGGUGUGGACGAUGGUGAGGACAUCCCGCGUGAGAUGCUGAUCGGCAUCUACGAGCGAAUCCGGAAGCGGGAGCUGAAGACCAAUGAGGACCACGUGUCCCAGGUGCAGAAGGUGGAGAAGCUCAUAGUGGGCAAGAAGCCGAUCGGAUCUCUGCACCAUGGCCUUGGAUGUGUGCUGUCCCAGCCUCACCGCCGACUGGUGUGUUACUGUCGACUGUUCGAGGUGCCCGACCCCAACAAACCACAGAAGCUGGGCCUCCACCAGAGAGAGAUCUUUCUGUUCAACGAUCUGCUAGUGGUCACCAAGAUUUUCCAGAAGAAGAAGAACUCGGUGACGUACAGCUUUAGGCAAUCUUUCUCCCUGUAUGGGAUGCAGGUGCUGCUCUUUGAAAAUCAGUAUUACCCCAACGGCAUCCGGCUCACCUCCGCCAUCCCAGGCGCCGACAUCAAAGUCCUCAUCAACUUCAACGCGCCCAACCCACAGGACCGCAAGAAGUUCACCGACGACCUGAGGGAGUCCAUCGCAGAGGUGCAGGAAAUGGAGAAAUACCGCAUCGAAUCCGAGCUGGAGAAACAGAAGGGCGUGGUGCGGCCCAGCAUGUCGCAGAGCUCCGGCCUGAAGAAGGAGGCGGGCAACGGCAACCUGAGCCGCGCCAGCCUCGACGACAGCUACGCCAUGGGGGAGGGGCUGAAACGGAGCGCGCUCAGUAGCUCGCUGCGUGACCUCUCCGACGCAGGCAAGCGUGGCCGCAGAAGCAGUGCAGGAUCGCUAGACAGCAAUAUGGAAGGCUCCAUCAUUAGCAGUCCGCACAUCCGCCGGAGACCCACGUCCAGCCGUGACUGCCCAUCGCGCAGCAGCGCCCACUCCUCCCUCCCCAACUCCUCCUCCCUGCUGGGCUCCCUUUUCGGCACCAAGCGGGGCAAGUCCCCGCUGCCGCCCCAGCCCCCCGGUCCGGCGCCGGGCCACCCCACGCUCAUCUCGCACACGCCCCACCCGUCCAACCUGCACCACACGGCGCGCGACGUGCCCGUGGGCGUGGUCACGGAGACGCAGGCGCAGAUGCACGCGGCCGCCGCCGCGCACCACGGCCAGUUCUGCCACCUGCAGCAGCAGCAGAACCCGCCGCCGUACCACCACCACCACCACUACCACCCGCCGGCCCACCUGCAGCACACGCCGCAUCAGUACCACCAGCCCCCGCCGCCCUCCUCCGCCUCUGCCCACGGGCACCCCCCGCACCCGCCCUCGCAUCCGCCCCACGGGCACGCGCCCCACCCGCCCCAUCCACCCCACCCGCACCACGCCCCGCACUCCCAGCAUGCACCGCAUCACCACGGCCAGCCGCCAGCCACCGCCCCACCACCGACCUCCACCAAACCCAAGCACAGCGGAAUCAGCACUGUGGUGUAAAGAGAAAGGAAGCCUGCUCCACACACAGAAAUACACACACACACACACACACAUAACUUCAAAGACACACAUACACACACACACAAAUUCCUCUGGGACUGUUCCUGGCAGAGGACAACUGGCAGCAGUUAAGAUGAGCACACACUCGAUGGUGCACACACGUGUGGGUGUGUGUGAGUGAGAGAAAGAGGUUUUCCUGGCUGCUGACCAGAGGAAAAAGAAAAUAGAUGACCCACUGGGAAGUGUUAUUUUUUUUUCCUUUUCUUGCGUGGACACCAAUGACCUCUUGACCAGACUGGAUUUUCUUUCAUCAGGUGCGGCCACCUCGUCGGCGAGGCACAGCUACCUGCGUCAGGACUUUUGUGAAGGCUGUUUCGAGCCCAGCGGGCCCUCCGCCUCCACAGCCCAGCGCCUCAGACUCUGUAGCGUACCGAGCUAAGCUAAUGUGACUGUUUUUCUCCAAACUCUCUCGACGCUCAUCCUCUAGAAGCUGUUUCACUAGUGAAAAUAGACAUCUCGCCUCUCCUUGAUGAACAACUACAAACACCAAUGGUGACGACAACAUUAAAACAAAUACAGCAGCAGCAUGCACAAAGACCAUGGCAACUGUUUCUCUUGUAAUUAAUGACGUAUUGGGGCUUCUUAAAAGCAUUAUCAAAUAUAUUGAGUACUAGUUUUUUUUUUUUUUUCAGAAUCCUUAUUUAAGGGUGAUUUUUAAAACGGUGGCAGUGAAGGGGACAUGACGUGAGAGAAGAUGUUGAAUGAAAAUUGGUUACAAUAUGUAGGUGUUCCAGUGUUUAAUGUAGCUGUAGACCAGAAUUCUCUGUAAUCUCUGUGAGCAGUCAUAAAUGUGCCAACUAUCCAAGCAGUAACUGAUUUAGUUUUAAAAAAAGAGACUUGCUUUGUGUAUAUCGUGCAUAUAGUAUUUUGUAGAAUAAUGAUGAUAAUAUUAUCAACAGUUAUUAUUGUUAUAGAGCAAAAUAUUCAAAUGGCUGGAGCUGAGCUGUAGUGUUAAACCCUUAGAAAGUAAGACACAUAGAUUCCACUACAGUGGAAAUGACAUUCUAGAGUAAGCAGUUCAGUGACCUGGACAAUCCUUGGUUGCCUUAGAAUCACUCUCCACUCUUGGAAUAAUCUAAAAUGAAGGUCUGCUGACCACGUCCCAUCCACCAGUACCACCCAUUUCAGCGUCAGUAGUAUGUCGGGAAAGAAAGCUCACAGACAGGGACAUUGGUGGCUAAGGGCUGGGGAUCCAGUGGGUGAUUGUGUGGGGGGAGGGGAGCAUGUGGUUAAGUCUCCACUUGUUGGUCAGUGACACAGCAGUUUCAGCUGUCUGUGCACCACGGUUUUAUUUUUUUAACCUAUUUUUUUAGAAACAAAUAUAUAAAGAAAAAACAAAUUGAAUACUGUACAUUAAAGAGAUGAUGUAUAUGGUUGAAAGAUGGUGUGAUUUUGGAGGCUAUCUUGGCGAUAGCAUUAGCGUUUAUUUUGCUGAAAAGCGGAGAAGGGUGUGUGGUGGCCCAUGCUUUUGUCCCUUUUUUCUUUUUCCUAUGUGUGUGUGUGAGACCUCAGACAAGGAUGAGAAGCAUGAAGACUGUGCCCCCCUCCCACACACAAACACAUACACCUCCACCAAAAGAAAAAAAUUCAUGACUUUCCUUUACAUUUCAGAUUUUCUAGCCUGAAGUUGACUUUCUCAGCUGGCUGAGUUUGCCCUCCAUGUUCCCUGAAUUCACUGUGUCCCAAGCGAUGUUUUUAGUGCAUCCAAGGAUCACCUCUGUCCAUAGAGCCCCUCUAAUGCCCCUCUGAAUGCCUUUCACUUUGUUGUAGAAAAGAACAGCGAUGUGGUGUACAGUACACUAGACCCAAUAGGGUGUAAAUGUAAUGGUAUUUUCUAAUAGUGUACAGACUGCAUUUCACCUUUUGAAUAUAUUUAAAACAUAAGUAAAGUUGAUGUGGACCUUCUUUUGCAGGUUCUCUCAUUGAGGCUCAUAUAGAGGACUGAUGUCCCUGAUUGCAACUCACAGUGGACUAUAUCUGAUCUUGAUCCUCUGGAGUGCAUCCACGCCUAAGUCGGGCCAGAUUUAGGCCAGAGCAUCAGCUCCCUGGGUAUAGAUAUGGAGUGAUAUUGUUUAUGAACUUAUCAGGUGAUGUGUCACAAACACCACUUGUUUCACCUUAUGAAUUUUCACUUUAUGUAUAGUGAUCCGCGACUAAAAUUAGUCCCCUGGUCAUUUUACCGGGACCAGUUUUAGUGUUUUCCUGAGAUUUUCUUUGAUAUAUCUUAUUUCAUUUUUUUGCUUCUUUUUUUACAGAUUUGUUUGUGCAAUAUGUUUUAUUCUGGUUGGUGUCUGGUGUCUGUUGCUGUUCCUUACCCCAUAACAUGUUUGUCUCAGUGACCUGCGAGGAUCGCUUCCGGUUUUGCAGAACCGGCUCUUCGCAGAAAUGACGAGGAAUGUCAAAGAAAGUACUCUUGCAUGUAACAUUAUAUUGUAAUACUCUUCUCUAAAUAUUGUAUAUUCCCACAACUAUAUCAGUGUUACAGUGGACUAUUGUUGAAAUUGAGUGGUAAUAUUAAAAAGACUAGUAGACUUUCCACCGUUCUGAAGUCUUUGAUUGAGUUGUUCAUUGCAAAUGAGGACACAACUUGGGAUUUUGAUCCUGCUGUAGCACUCACUGAACGAGGUUCUCUUCAUUAGUGUGUUUGUGCCAGCCAGAUUAGUUACAUAGCAAUGACUUUCAUAUCAGUGAAUUGAUGCAGACUUCAGUCAGUCCUGACAAUAUAACAGUCUACUAGAAAUGCACAAGUAUGCAGCAAUCAAAUGGAUUUGUGGUCACCAUAAUUUAUGGCUGACCACACAAAUUAAAUCUUUGCUACUUAACCAGAAUGAAUUAAACUCAUACAGUAGAUCAGGUAUAUCUAAAGGCAUAGUCAGUAAAUUAUGUAGAGUAUCUAGAAUCUCCAAUCAUUUAUGUUUACACAAUCAAUUUGUAAUCCAUGUUGAAUGAAGAAACUGUAAUUAUUAACUAUUAUUAUCAAACAGGAAGUACUCAUGAAAGGAAUUCAAUAGAUUAUGUCUGAAAUAUGUCAUUUUGGGACAAAUAAAGUAUCCUAAAUAUUUGUUGGUUUGAUUUUCUUCAGCGUUCUAACCAAUACUUUCAGGAAAUGUUUUUGUUUAUUUUGUGUGAUAAGGCACACAUGCUGUGGUGUCUUGUACAGUUCAAACCAUAAUUUUCAAAGCUGUGCAUGCAAUUGCUGCCUAUAUCUCUUCUGGGUUAACUGUAAAUUCAAUGAAAUGUAACUUCUAUUUUUUUGUCCUCUCCUCAACCUGUUUUCUGUUUGUAUUUUAUGUUUGUCUGUCAACUUUUUCUUAAGUGUCAUAUGCUUGUUCCUCCAUAUUAGGCAUUAUGUUGCUUUGAGCAUGUAACUCACUCGUUUACUCAUUUGUAAAUUAAGACCAUCGAUGCACUUAUGUAUAUGCGUGAUGAAGACUGUCCUCAUGUAUAUAAGUUGACAAACAUCUCAAGGAAAGGAUACUAAGGUUUCAGGAGGGCCACUGAAAGGGUGGGAAUGUGUUUCAAAAUGUGUGUAUACUGUAUAGUGUGUAAUAUAUUAGUAUUCUAUGUCAACUAUUACAACGGAUCCCCCCCCCUUGAGGACUACUAUCGGCAUAAUGUCUUCUGCAACCAGUUGUACCAAAAUUGUUAUAGGAUCUGCAGUAGCUCUGAAACAACCAGACUGUUACAUAACCACGGCUUCUCCCCACUAUUGUCCUGAAAUACUCCUAUUCUCUCGCCCACAGCUCAUUUUAUAUUUACGACAACAGGGAGGAGAGGAAGACUUUCAUUUUAAUAGGCAUUCUGUUUCUAAAGUAGACAACAAGACCCUGUUGAUGUACCACCUAAAAACUGUGACCAUGUUGAGAAGACUAAAUAAAAAUGAUAUACUGUA
Molecule: messenger RNA, 8228 nt
Organism: Alosa alosa (allis shad)
Lineage: Eukaryota; Metazoa; Chordata; Actinopteri; Clupeiformes; Clupeidae
Gene: iqsec1b
Product: IQ motif and Sec7 domain ArfGEF 1b
Exons: 16
Coding region: 323-4276 (1317 amino acids)
Biological process (GO): regulation of ARF protein signal transduction; actin cytoskeleton organization
Molecular function (GO): guanyl-nucleotide exchange factor activity; protein binding
Source: RefSeq, a predicted model, not a curated record